GUCACGGUCUGAAUCCGCGGCAGAGAGGCGGGGACCGCCGCUACUCGCGUGCGAGGCGCUACCGGAGCCCGUGCUGAGCGCGGCUGUCGUGGGCCUCCUUCAGGGACUCGUGGGGUUGUGCUCGUGAAUUCUGUCAUUUCGCCAGCCACCGAAACUGCCCUCGGCGUCCCUCAGUGGUUCCCAGAGCUCUGUUUCAGCAUAAGCAGAGCGGGGGGAGACAAGAACAAGGGAUGUCAGGACCAAGGCCCGUUGUCCUGAGCGGACCCUCAGGGGCUGGGAAGAGCACCCUGCUGAAGAGACUCCUUCAGGAACAUGGCAGCAUCUUUGGCUUCAGCGUGUCCCACACGACAAGGGACCCGAGGCCAGGAGAGGAGAACGGCAAAGAUUACUACUUUGUGACCAGGGAGGUGAUGCAGCGCGACAUUGCUGCCGGAGACUUCAUCGAGCACGCCGAGUUCUCAGGGAACUUGUAUGGGACCAGCAAGGCCGCUGUGCGGGCCGUGCAGGCCAUGAACCGCAUCUGCGUGCUGGAUGUGGACCUGCAGGGCGUGCGCAACAUCAAGAAGACUGACCUGCGGCCCAUCUACAUCUUCGUGCAGCCGCCCUCACUGGAUGUCCUGGAGCAGCGGCUGCGACAGCGGAACACGGAGACAGAGGAGAGCCUGGCCAAGCGUCUGGCGGCGGCCCGGGCCGACAUGGAGAGCAGCAAGGAGCCCGGCCUGUUUGACCUGAUCAUCGUCAACGACAGUCUGGACAAGGCCUACUGGGCCCUGAAGGAGGCGCUCUCCGAGGAAAUAAAGAAGGCACAAGCAACUGGUCAGUCCUGAUGCCAGCUGUGUCCUCUCAGGUGGGGCCUAGGGCCUGGCGCCCACGCCAAUGGGCCAGAGUCUCCUGGCAGUGACUCUGCUCACCUCAGCUGACAUCCAGAGAUUGGGGUGCUGCCCAUCUUCCCUCACCCCCCACCGUGGUUGGAGGACCUUGUCUCUUACCCCCACUCCCCACAUCCAUUUCUAGGCUUCCUCCCCACCAUGCCCUGUCAACCCCUUACCUGUGGAAGCCAGGCCAACAUCCAAAUAAAGAACUGCUGGGUUAGUGUC
Dama dama (fallow deer) is the source of this 1097-nucleotide messenger RNA. It is a transcript of the gene GUK1, whose product is annotated as guanylate kinase 1. NCBI's taxonomy places the organism in Eukaryota, Metazoa, Chordata, Mammalia, Artiodactyla, Cervidae. Gene Ontology annotation, molecular function: GMP kinase activity. The record is from RefSeq and is a predicted model, not a curated record. Gene Ontology annotation, cellular component: cytosol. The transcript is spliced from 8 exons. Gene Ontology annotation, biological process: purine nucleotide metabolic process. Bases 231 to 827 code for a protein of 198 amino acids.